Molecule: messenger RNA, 1524 nt
Organism: Lynx canadensis (Canada lynx)
Lineage: Eukaryota; Metazoa; Chordata; Mammalia; Carnivora; Felidae
Gene: ADPRM
Product: ADP-ribose/CDP-alcohol diphosphatase, manganese dependent
Exons: 4
Coding region: 86-1114 (342 amino acids)
Molecular function (GO): CDP-glycerol diphosphatase activity; manganese ion binding; ADP-ribose diphosphatase activity
Source: RefSeq, a predicted model, not a curated record
UCCGCUCGUUGGUGGCGAGGUCGCCGAGCCGGUAGCCCGGGAGGACUUGGCCGCGGACCCGCCGCGCGAAAGCCGUGUGGAGGUUAUGGAUGAUAAGCCCGGUCCUGGACCAGUGAGUGAGACUUCAGAAUUUCUCUUCUCCUUUGGAGUUAUAGCAGAUAUUCAGUAUGCUGACUUAGAAGAUGGCUAUAAUUUCCAAGGAAACAGACGGCGAUACUACAGACACAGUCUGCUCCACUUACAAGGUGCUAUCGAGCACUGGAAUACAGAAGGCAGCCCGCCCCGCUGUGUACUUCAGCUUGGAGACAUCAUUGACGGAUAUAACGCGCAGUAUAAAGCCUCUGAAAAGUCGCUGGAACUUGUUAUGAACACAUUCCAGAUGCUUAAAGUUCCCGUUCAUCAUACAUGGGGGAACCAUGAGUUCUAUAACUUCAGCAGAAACUACUUAACGAAUUCUAAACUUAACACAAAGUUUCUGGAAGACCAGAUCGUGCACCAUCCCGAGACCGUGCCUUCAGAGAACUACUAUGCUUAUCAUUUUGUACCGUUCCCUCAAUUCCGGUUCAUUUUACUGGAUGCUUACGACUUGAGCGUCUUGGGUGUGGAUCAGUCCUCUGCAAAAUACCAGCAGUGUCUGAAGAUACUGAAGGGUCACAAUCCAAACUCGGAAUUGAAUAGUCCUCAAGGACUGUCUGAGCCCCAGUUUGUCCAGUUCAAUGGAGGAUUCAGCCAAGAGCAGCUGAACUGGUUGAACGAAGUCCUCACCUUCUCGGACACAAACCAGGAAAAGGUGGUGAUUGUGAGCCAUCUUCCCAUUUACCCAGAGGCCUCUGACAGUGUGUGCCUGGCCUGGAAUUACAGAGACGCGCUGGCCGUCAUUUGGUCCCACAGGUGUGUCGUGUGUUUCUUCGCCGGUCACACUCACGAUGGUGGCUACUCCGAGGAUCCUUUUGGUGUGCACCACGUCAACCUAGAAGGGGUUAUAGAGACGGCGCCGGACAGCCAGGCUUUUGGCACCGUUUAUGUCUACUCUGACAAGAUGAUGUUGAAAGGGAGGGGCAGGGUUCCGGACAGGAUCAUGAAUUAUAAGAGGGAGAACGCCUUCCGGUGUUAGUCUGGCUCACUGCGUUUCAUCUCGUUUGCCUUUGGAGAGAGAGAGCACGGCUGAGCUUUGUGUUUUUGUUCAUCUCCCCCCGCCCCGAACCCUCAGGCUCCUUGCUUAGUAUUCUCUUUGCACGACAAAACGGAUCUGUGGCCUCGGUGCGCGUCAGCUCACGAGAUAUUCUGACGUGUCGUUUUUGGAUAACAGAUCCGGUGCUGAGAACUGGACACAGAAUGAAUGCGGGCGGCGUGAAUAAACCAGGGCAGAGACUGAGGGGGGUGGUCGAGUCCUCAAGACAGACUUCAUUUAGCCUGAUCUGGAAUUUUUUUUUCUUUUUUUUUUUUUUACACCAAGGAGGAUAUAUUCAUGUAUUAACCAUGUAACUUAACGUUCGUAAUAAUAAAAUAAGCUCAGGUAAACUC